UCUCCCGGAUCGCUGGUGUUGCCUAAGCCAAAUUGCCUGUGCGCAUGAAUGUUACCGUUGUGCUGGCGGCAAUCGGAGGUGCAGCGCAAGGAACUCCAGCACAAAUUCAACUCUCCAGCAGCUUGAAAACUUCAGUACAACAAGGCUUUCCUGUGGAGAAUCGCGCAUGAGCAGCUGGGUAGAUUAUUUAAGGACUGCCUUCAGAAACAGAUGUUAGAUGCUGUGCUGUGGCAGCAGUUGUUUUGCCGAAAAUUUUGGAAUGGUUUUAAGUUGACCGAAACUAAGCUCACACUCGGGUGUAUCAGCUGCCUGCUAUUCUCACUCACCAGAGAGUAACUUGAUACCAGGAUCUGAACGCACCAGAUGAAGAAAUGAUUUGGCAACCAACAACUCACUGGUCAUCUCUGGUCACCUCCCUCGUUUUCUGUCUGUUUCUACCACCACAGCUUUCCAUCACAAUAAAGCCAAACAUUGUCCUGUUCAUGGCUGAUGACCUUGGUAUAGGAGACAUAGGUUGCUAUGGGAAUGAUACUAUCAGGACCCCGAAUAUUGAUCACCUGGCAAAAGAAGGAGUGAAGCUGAUGCAGCACAUCGCUGCAGCUCCGCUUUGCACCCCCAGCAGAGCAGCUUUCCUCACUGGCAGAUAUCCCCUCCGAUCAGGCAUGGAUGCUGUAAACAAUUAUGGUGUUAUUUUUUGGAACGGUGGCUCAGGAGGGCUGCCUCCAAAUGAAACCACUUUUGCCAAAAUAGUGCAGCAACAAGGCUACAGCACGGGACUAAUAGGGAAGUGGCAUCAAGGUGUUAACUGUGAAUCCCGCAAUGACCAUUGUCAUCACCCUUUAAACCACGGGUUUGAUUAUUUUUAUGGCAUGCCUUUUACACUAAUAAGUGACUGCCUAACAACAGAACCUCCAGAGAUGGACAGAGAAUUUAGAAGGAAACUCCUGCUUUACACUCAGAUGAUUGGUCUUGUUACAGUCACUUCUGCCCUGGGAAGACUUACUGGCUUGAUUUCAGUCAGCUGGAAAAUGGUGACCUGCCUUGGUGGGUUUAGUCUUCUGUUCUUUGCAUCCUGGUUCUCAAGUUAUGGAUUCAUAAGAUACUGGAACUGCAUUAUGAUGAGAAACCAUGAAGUUACAGAACAGCCAAUGGUGACAGAAAGGACUACAUCCCUUAUCCUGAGGGAGUCUAUUUCGUUUAUUGAAAGAAAUAAGUACAAGCCAUUCCUCCUCUUUCUUUCCUUUUUACAUGCCCACACCCCUCUCCUCACCACAGAGAAGUUUCUUGGGAAGAGCAGCCAUGGUUUAUAUGGAGAUAAUGUAGAGGAGAUGGACUGGAUGGUGGGCCAGGUUCUAGAAGCUAUUGACAAGGAAGGCUUGAAAAAUAUUACGCUAGUUUACUUUGCCUCUGAUCAUGGUGGAUGGCUGGAAAGACAAGAAGGGAAAAGGCAGCUGGGUGGUUGGAAUGGAAUAUACAGAGGUGGAAAAGCUAUGGGAGGCUGGGAAGGAGGAAUCCGUGUCCCAGGGAUAUUUAGAUGGCCAGGAGUGUUACCUGCAAACACAGUUAUUGAUGAACCAACAAGCCUUAUGGACAUUUAUCCUACAGUAGUACAUCUGGCUGGAGGAGUAGUACCCCAGGACAGGGUAAUUGAUGGCCGGGACUUGAUGCCUCUACUGCAAGGAAAAGUUCAACACUCAGAGCAUGAGUUCUUGUUUCAUUACUGUGGCGUUCAUCUACAUGCAGUGAGGUGGCACCAGAAGGACAGUGGAGCCAUCUGGAAGGCUCAUUAUGUGACCCCAGUCUUCCUUCCACCUGGGGCUGGAGGUUGUUACGAGAGAGGAUUUUGUCCAUGCUUUGGGGAAGGUGUGACCCAUCACAGUCCUCCGUUGCUGUUUGAUCUCGCACGAGACCCUUCUGAAACCAGACCUCUAGCGGCUGACACUGAACCCCUCUUUGACACUGUAAUAAAGAGGAUUGGAAGAGCCAUUGAAGAGCAUCGCAGGACACUGACUCCAGUCCCGGAGCAGCUCUCCUUGUACAACGUCAUAUGGAAGCCGUGGCUGCAGCCGUGCUGUGGGACAUUCCCAUUCUGUUGGUGUGAUAAGGAGGGCGAUAACAAACUUGCUGAUCUAUAAAAGAAAGAACAAAAUGUUGCUUCCUCAGAAGUGUUUUCAGACCAAGAAUGCCUUUUAGUGGUGGUGUUUGGUGUUUUUUUGCUUUUCUUUUAAUGGAUCCUAUGUUUGAGAAUUGUUCCAGUGGAUGGCACUGUAUUUGGUAAAAGUUGCUUUAGGCAGGAUACUGCCACAGAGGGAUCAAGACAGUACAUUCUCAGUAGCAUGUUUUAACUUCUAUCUGCUGAUAACUGAAUGAUGAAUUCAAAUGCACUGAAGUAGGCCAACACUAGAGCUGUACUAUUAACAAAAUAACUUAUCUUUUGCUCUUUGUAAAUGUAAACUUGAAAGCUUUACUUUUUUUCUUUUGUUCUGAAUUUCUAAGUCAUUCCACCGAGGUCUCCCUUAGUGUUACUAUUUUUAUUGGCAAUGCUUAAGAGGUAUCCUGUAAAAUGUUUUUGCAGACUACUUUCCCUCCUGCUCCAAAAUAAUUCUUCCCAUUCUGUUGCACACAGAAUCUUCUUUAAACGUAGCUUCCUUUGUUCUUUGUUGCUUUGUUGUACUUCCUCCAGCAGAAGUGAUGAUGGCAGCUGGUAAGCCUGGGGCUUCUGGAUCAGGAGUAACUACCCAGGUGAGGCAGUUGCCCUGGAAAGUUAUGUAACAGAUGUCAGCACUUGCUGAGAAGGAUGGGAUUCCUCUGAUCAGUGCCAGCCUCUUCCAAUGGAAAACAGAAGAGGGAAGGGACUUUCCCUUUCCAAAGCUACCAUUGCACACAGCUCCCUGAGCAGCGCUGGGAAGGCCAGAGUGACACUGCAUUGUACACUGUUGCAGAACUGCAACACUGAUAACCAGCUUAGUUUUUUUGGCACAGAAUUACACAAGUUCUCUUGCUGCCCAUACCUCAGUCACAACUGAUUCCUGCUAGCAAGUAAUAGGUUCAAACAAGACUCUUUGAAAGAUGUCCAAUAAUAAUUUGAAAGCUAACAAACUUUAAUUUACAGUCAAAAUAAUGAAAUGCAGAAUAAAGGCAUUUUUUGCUUCAUAAAUUACAUUCUUCAUCUCACCGAACAUUUAGUCUUGCUAAUCUAUCUCCUUUCCUUAGCUGCUAUAAAUCCUGUUCUUCCCUUCUUGGUGUUAAAAUAGUUGUUCCUAUUAAGGUGGCCUUGCAAGGUAUAAAAUAUAUCUGACCAGAUCAAUAAGCUUACACUCAUAUAUCUGAAUACGGAUGUAUCUGACAACAUAAUUUGCCCCUCAGAUUUAUUUCGCAUUUUUCACUGUUUCUCUAACUGUUGUGCGAGGGCCUAUUUCUCUCGUUCAUCUAAUUUGAUUGACAUUAAUUUUUAUUCUCCCACUCUUUUCCCACAAUUUGACCUAUCAAGAGAUCUGCAGGUAAAUAAAUUCCUAUGGUGUAAAAGCACAUUAUAUUGUACGCUCUAACCUCAUGCAUCUCAGUUCAUUCACCCAGUUGCUCUUUCACUGCUAUCGAUAAGAAACGCCCUCAAUUUUACUAUGAAAACUUCAAUAGAUGAAGUGAAUCGAUGAAGUCGUCGGGCACUAGAUUGUUCCUUAAUUUUCUCCAUUGUUGAGAGUAUGUGCUUUAUUUCUCCUUUGAAUUCAUUUGAUUUCAUUGGUUCUUUCUUGGCUAGAUUUAAAGGUCUUUUCAUAUCCAAUAUCUAGUAUUUUCUUGACAUAAAAUUACUGUAAUAAAACCAACAUUUUUCAAUUUCUUCAGUCUUUUUCUAAGACCUUCCACUCUCAAGCCAGUUUAUUAGCUGGGGUAUUAUGUCUCCACAAUAUUUCAACACCUUUUAAAAUAUGUAGAAUAAGACCUGUUCAUAAUAUUCCAAUAUGCGUCUCACAAUACUAUAUUGCUGAGAAAAUACUUUUCAGAUCUUGCUCUGUUUCAUCUUUAUGUGACUGAACUAUCCUUUUUUUACACACGAAUACUGCCUACCAUUGUAAUAUAUCUAUUUGGAACUAGGGUACAGGAAAACAUCUGAGCUACAAUUUAUCCUGGCCAUUGGGUUUUGCCCAUGAAACUACUGCUGGUACACAAAUUGCCAUGGGAUCAACAAACAGUCAGAGCCUGGUAACA
Messenger RNA from Struthio camelus australis, 4206 nucleotides. RefSeq names its product arylsulfatase D. NCBI's taxonomy places the organism in Eukaryota, Metazoa, Chordata, Aves, Struthioniformes, Struthionidae. Gene Ontology annotation, molecular function: arylsulfatase activity. The record is from RefSeq and is a predicted model, not a curated record.